This is a messenger RNA of Perkinsus marinus ATCC 50983, 285 nucleotides long. RefSeq lists its product as hypothetical. The transcript is spliced from 2 exons. The coding region runs from base 1 to 285 and encodes 94 amino acids. The record is from RefSeq and is a predicted model, not a curated record. NCBI's taxonomy places the organism in Eukaryota, Perkinsozoa, Perkinsida, Perkinsidae.
AUGUCCGAAGGCCAUUCGGUCACCUCCAACGGCCAACAACUAAUGCGGGCUAAGCGUGGAGGCCCCAAACCCAAGGGGCGUGCCUCGGAGAAAAAAGACCUGCGAACCAGGCUGACUAAAGUGGCCGAGCAAACUGGUGUGGUACUGAACGAAACGGAGUUGGCCAUCAUGCGACAGCUACCAUCUAACGCUUAUAUCGAGGUUUGUAAGCGCUGGAUACUGCUAAUCAAGCUCGGGAGGUUCGCGAGUGGCCAAGACGCACCAGUGGUGGCUGCAGAAUGGUAA